AUGGAUGGAAUAGAUUGUGUUGGCAAUGAAUCCUCACUGUUAGACUGUGGAUUUGCGGGGUGGGGAAUACAGAACUGUGAACAUUAUGAAGACGCUGGAGUUAUUUGUCAAGGAUUUGUUAGAUUGGUGAAUGGCUUGGACUCUUGUUCUGGACGAGUGGAGCUUCUACAUAAUGGUGAAUGGGGAACAGUGUGUGAUAACGGCUGGGAUCUAUCCGACGCUGCCGUGGUGUGUAGAGAAGUGGGGUGUGCAGAUGCCCGAGAGGCAAAGACUGGUGCUUAUUUUGGAGAAGGUUCUGGACAAAUAUGGAUGGAUGCUGCACAGUGUACAGGGAUUGAGGCCUCAGUGGAGAGCUGUGAAUCAACAAAAUGGGGAAUACAGAGCUGUACCCACUCAAAAGAUGCUGGAGUCGUCUGUAACCCUCCUAUUCGGUUGAUCAAUGGCAGCAACUCGUGUUCUGGACGAGUGGAGGUUCUUCAUGACGGUCAGUGGGGAACAGUGUGCACAGAUUCCUGGGACUCCACUGAUGCUGCAGUGGCGUGUAAAGAGUUCGGAUGUCCAACCGGUGCUGAACUGACAAGAAAUUCAUAUGGACCUGAUAUUCGACUGGUAAAUGGGUAUGAUCUGUGUUCUGGAAGAGCGGAGGUUUUACAUAAUGAUGAAUGGGGAACCAUCUGUGAUGCUGGCUGGGAUUUAACAGAUGCUGCAGUGGUGUGUUAUAACAUGGGUUGUGGGACUCCAAUAGCAGCACCAACUAGUGCUUACUUUGGGCAGGGUUCAGGAUCUGUGUGGCUAGAUAGCGUGAGUUGUUCUGGGAAUGAGGCAACAGUGAAAGAUUGUCCAUCAAAAGCAUUAGGAACAAGCACCUGUAGUCAUGGACAAGAUGCUGGCGUCGUCUGUAACCCUCCUGUUAGGUUGGUGAAUGGGGAGAACUCAUGUUCUGGACGAGUGGAGGUUCUUCAUGAUGGAGUAUGGGGAACAGUGUGUACAGAUUACUGGGGUACUAAAGAUGCUACUGUGGUGUGUAAAGAGUUGGGAUGUCCUACCGGUGCUGAAGCGAAAUCAUAUUCCUACUUUGGACCUGGUGUGGGAACAAUAUGGAUGGAUAAUGUUCAUUGUAAAGGGAGUGAACCGACACUAAGAGAGUGCAGAUUUAAUGGAUGGGGAAUAAACAACUGUGAUCAUUCAUAUGAUGCUGGAGUCAUCUGUCGAGAUGUUAGUCUGGUAAAUGGAUCUAAUCUGUGUUCUGGAAGAGUGGAAGUCUUAUAUAAUGAUGAAUGGGGAACCAUCUGUGAUGCUGGCUGGGAUUUAAAUGAUGCUGCAGUGGUGUGUAAUAGCAUGCAUUGUGGGACUCCUGUGGCAUUAAAGACCGGGGCUUACUUUGGGCAGGGUUCAGGACCUGUGUGGCUGGAUGAUGUGAGUUGUUCUGGGUAUGAGUCAACAGUAAAAGACUGCCUAUCAAUAACAUUAGGAACAAGCACCUGCAGCCAUGGACGAGAUGCUGGAGUCAUCUGUCGAGAUGUAAAGCUUGUAAAUGGUUUGAGUCCAUGUGAUGGCAAAGUUGAGGUUCUUUAUGAUGAUCACUGGGGUGGAGUUUGUCACACUGGCUUUGAUGUGACAGCAGCUUCGGUUUUGUGUAAAGAGCUGGGCUGUGAUGACACUGGAGAGCCACUUUCAUAUGUGGGUCCAUUUGAUGGGCCAAUAUGGAUGGGCAAUCUUGCUUGUGCUGGAAAUGAGUUAACAUUACGAGACUGUUCAUUUACUGGAUGGGGUGUGAGCAGUUGUGUGAAUGAUCUUCAUGCAGGAGUUGUUUGCAACAGAUGA
Messenger RNA from Paramisgurnus dabryanus, 1824 nucleotides. Lineage: Eukaryota; Metazoa; Chordata; Actinopteri; Cypriniformes; Cobitidae. The record is from RefSeq and is a predicted model, not a curated record.